AUGAGCAAAGACAACAUUUCUUGGUCUAUUUCAUAUUUACGUUUUAUUGUUUUAUUUCUAUUUAUUAUCUAUGUAUCGGCAAAAAAUACCGAUAGUAUAAUAAAUGAUCAAUAUGAUAAUAAUGAUGCGGAAAUAAAUAUUCAUUUACCAUCCGAUAUUUCUUUCUUAUUUAAGAGCAUCAAUAAUCGUUUAGAUCAUCAUCCACCAAUGGUAUAUGAUUUUGAUAUAAAAAAUGAUCAACCUGUUAUAAUACCAUUUAAAAAACGUACAAUUCCAAUUGAACUUCAAAAGGCACUUUAUGCUCAUGGAAUUGUUGGUCGACGCCGUUAA
Rotaria sordida is the source of this 330-nucleotide messenger RNA. Lineage: Eukaryota; Metazoa; Rotifera; Eurotatoria; Philodinida; Philodinidae. The record is from the annotation of a GenBank genome assembly.